Bacillus rossius redtenbacheri is the source of this 8871-nucleotide messenger RNA. RefSeq names its product regucalcin-like. The transcript is spliced from 5 exons. NCBI's taxonomy places the organism in Eukaryota, Metazoa, Arthropoda, Insecta, Phasmatodea, Bacillidae. Gene Ontology annotation, molecular function: gluconolactonase activity; calcium ion binding; enzyme regulator activity. Bases 4629 to 5606 code for a protein of 325 amino acids. Gene Ontology annotation, biological process: L-ascorbic acid biosynthetic process. The record is from RefSeq and is a predicted model, not a curated record.
UCACGUGUAUUUUUUCGGUACAAAAUAUUUUUAAAAAUUUCAGAAUAUUAUCUUUAAAUAUGAGUAUAAUCUAAUUUAAUUCUGGAAAAUUAAACACAGCAUGUAUAUUCGGCGCCAAAAUCACAGUCUUACUGGCGACUGGCAAGCCGAGCUGGGCGGGGAUUUUGUUGCCUGGCUACGGCGAGUCAAGGUCACGCGUCACUUUCCGGUUUAGUAGAAAUCGCGUGAAAAAAUAAAUACACGUGAUAUCUCUCUACCCCCCCUCCUCCCACAUUGUGAUAUUUCGUGAUUUUUCCGAACCCCCCCGCCCCCCCCCCCCCUCUUUCGAGCCUCACGUGAUUAAUGGACGAUCCCUAAGAAACUCCCCACGUGACCUCAGACUUUCAACAAAUAGGAGCAUAGCUUUAACAAGUUAACUAAUCACAUUAUCUAUAUAUAUAAAAAUGUUAUGUUGGUUUGUGUACGCUUCAAAAACUCAAAAAGUUCUGCACCGAUCGAGCUGAAAUUUUACCAUUAUAUACAACCCGCAUCAAGGAUUGUUUUUAUCUACUUUUCACGUCAGCAACAUACCCGCGACCGCGGAAAAGUAACUGCGCCAUUUUAUUAAUGUUUUUUCUCACCAAUAAAAACAAAAAAACGCGCAUUUUCUGUUAUGGAAACGUUUCUCCAUGCCAAAGGAUUUCUCUUAGCAAUGGAAAAAACUACGUCAAUUGAAGCGAGCGGGAAAUGGCUAUAUACAAUGAAAAUGCUUUUAUUGUGAGGUGCAAUAAUUAAAAAAUGACUAAGCAUACCGGUAUGGGACUAAUUAUACAAUAUGAAUGAGGUACUUUAGUGUGAUCGUGUCUCGAUUGAGCUGCGCCGUUAUCCAAAUCGUAAGUAGAGGUUAUGUUUCGUAUGGGUCUAUCACCACUUGAUGUGGGAUUGCAUGUAGAUGGUUCUAUUGCAAAUAAAGUUCUUAGUCAAUUAAGAAUGCCAGCACCAACCCGAACUGCGACUGCUGCAUUUGAUGUAGAUUUACGCCGUGAACAGAGUUAUAACAUUGAUGAUCUUCAGACAUAUGUCCAAUUGAACAUUCCCAAAUUAAAGCGUGAACAGAAAGACAUUUAUGAUCGCAUAAUGCAAAUGAUAAAUGACGGAAUUGGGGGGGAUCUUCUUCUUGGAUGCGCCAGGAGGAACUGGGAAAACAUUCCUAAUUAGAUUGAUUCUAGCAACGGUUCGAUCAAAAAAUGACAUAGCAUUAGCUCUUGCUUCGUCUGGAAUAGCUGCGACAUUGUUACCAGGUGGAAGAACUGCGCAUUCAGCUCUAAAGUUGCCAAUAAACAUGCAAAUCAUCGAGACUCCUACGUGCAAUAUUUCCAAAGCAUCCGGUAUGGGAAAAGUAUUACAAAAAUGUAAACUAAUUGUUUGGGAUGAAUGCACGAUGGCACAUAAAAAAUCGCUUGAAACUCUUGAUCGAUCGUUAUGAGAUUUGCGUGGAAACGUUCAACCAUUCGGGAAUGCAUUGAUAUUGCUCAUAGGAGACUUUAGGCAAACAUUGCCUGUAAUUUCUCAAUCGACACCAGCAGACGAAAUAAAUGCUUGCCUGAAAUAUUCAACACUAUGGCGGCACGUACGUACAUUGCAGUUGACUACGAGUAUGCGUGUCCAGUUGCAGAAUGAUCCAUCAGCUGAGGUAUUCUCACGACAGUUACUGGAAAUUGGAAAUGGGCAGCUGCCAGUCGAUGAGACGUCUAGACGAAUAUCAUUUCCCAAUCAUUUUUGUAAUUUAGUAACAUCGAAAGAAGAACUGAUCGAAAAGUAUUUCCUGACAUUCAAAAAAAUCAUAGAAAUCACGAUUGGCUCAGUGAAAGAGCUAUCCUUGCCGCAAAGAAUAAAUAUGUCUAUCAACUUAAUAAUGUUAUUCAAUCCAGUAUUCAAAGUGAUGAAAUUACAUAUAAGUCGAUAGACACCAUUGUGGAAGCAGAUGAUGUAGUUAAUUAUCCAACGGAAUUUUUAAACUCACUUGAUCUGCCAGGGAUACCACCACACAUACUUAAAUUGAAAAUAGGUGUGCCAAUUAUGCUCUUGCGGAAUAUUAAUCAGCCAAAACUGCAAUGCCACGCGACUUUCAGUUAAGAAAUUAAUGAAUAACGUAGUGGAAGCAAUGAUUUUAACGGGGCCUUUCAAAGGUGAAGAUGUCCUCAUUCCUCGAAUACCCAUGAUCCCGACCGAUAGACCAUUUCAAUUUAAAAGAUUCCAAUUCCCAAUUCGAUUGGCAUUUGCAAUCGCAAUCAAUAAAGCUCAAAGUCAAUCUUUAGAAUUGUGUGGUUUAGAUUUAGAUGUGGAUUGCUUUUCACAUGGACAACUGUAUGUUGCGUGUUCCCGAGUCGGAAAACCAGAUAGUCUUUAUAUCUACGCAUACAGUAGAAAAACAAAAAAAAUAUUGUAUAUCCACAAAUAUUGCAAAAUUAAACUUAUAUGAAAUUUUUCUUUGUUUUGUUUCUCAUUUCUCAACUAUUCAAUCACAAUGUGCCACAGCGAAGCGUGGCAGGGUACAGCUAGUUUCUCAUAAUUUAUAAUAUAUAAAUUAUAAGUUCAUAGCUGGUAACUUCAACGAAACUAAGUUUCAACUGAUUGGCUGCAGCAAUAACUUUCAGCUAAAAUUCUACUCCGUAUAAAUUACAUAACUGUGCUAUCGUGCAAAUGCCAGCUUUGUUUCCCACGCUAUUGCUACAUUACAGAAAAUGCAAAUGCCACUCGCCGCAUUACUUCCAUCCUCUCACUUAACUUCAAUAUUGAUAAUGUUCUAAAAACUUUAUGGUAGCCUAUAAAUGAACAUAAAAAUUAGUAAAAUGAAGUAUUCAAAUAAAAAUAAAAGACAGAAAAAUACAUUUCCGCAGAUGGGAACCUGGUCAACAAAACCAAGUAAGUAGUUAAUGUCUUUAUAGAAACAAAGUUCGUUAAUACAACUUACAAAAAAACCUCACAAUAUGUAUGAAUGAAAAAUAAAUGAAAAUUAUGAUUAUCAAAUAAGUCAUAAUGAUUUUCAACACAUCUAACAAAAGAUCAGCAGGUAUUUACAAAUACGUACCAAAAUUAGUGAUAGUGUUUUGAUUCUUUUUAAAUGGAGUUUUAUGCUUUCAAAUUAGUCAUUAUGAUCUUCAACACAUCUAAAUGUAAAAUCAGCAGGUAUUUAUUCAUCGUAAAUAUUAGUGAUAGUGUUAUGAUUUAAAAAAAAAACAGUGUUAUAUUAAAGAUGAGGGUAGAGGUUAUGUUUGCGUGCCAUAAGUACCCAGAGGUAAAUAAAGAUUACAUUGAUAUGGUGUCUUAAGAUGAAGAAAUCGGUGAGAUUAUUUUAAGAUAACACUGAAAAAAUAUUUAUAUACUAAUCGAACAAGAGACACAUCAAGCUACGAUCGAGGCAAGGCAAGAAUAGGGUCCACAACAGAGAUAAGGUUUGUUGUUUGUUGUGAAGUGAAAUUGUAACUUCUAUUAUAAUACUGAGGUAAAUUAAAUUAACACAUGCCUAUGGCACCAAUUUCUUAUAUUGGCUUGUUAAUGACAAGAUGGCAUGCCAGCUUUAGAUUAUCAAUUUCUAACUAGUUGCUGUAUUUUAUUAUUCCUAACAUCUUGGGUUGAUUCCAAUUUCCAUUUGAUUCUCAUGUAAGGGAUUUGAUUCUUAGAUUUUCAUACUCCGUAAGAUACUACUAAAUAAACUUAUUUUAUUCAUUUAAAAAUAUAACUAGCACAAUAAAUAAAAGAAACAGAAAAAUUGCAAGUGGUGUUAUUUAUAUUAUGGUGAAAACAUAAUUUAAUAAAAAUUAGGCUGAAACAUUGCUAUAAAAAUGCUUGUAAUGUUGUAAGCUUACUGAAGGGAAAGAUGUUUUAUCCCCUUGUUUACUUGCUCAUUUAAUACUAAAUUAAAUAAUUUAAAUACCUCCCUAAGGUCAAAACUGCAGCAAUAUGUUAAUUAUUUCAUUAACAUGAUGUUAGCUUUUAGAAUCAGAAUCGUUUGAAUUACAUGGUCUUUAAUUUAUUUUACUGAUACAAACAUACAGGUUCCUGUCAAACUACAAAAUAAAAACCCUAUACAGCACCCAUACUGCAAUAUUAAUGUUUUGGUAAUCUAGAAUUUUUUUUUAUGUCUCCGUAGUAGGUAGUAUCCCAGUUCAAAACCAUGUUAUGUGUAGGUGGUGAGAAAAAUCAUAAUAAUAUUGUUAUCCAAUAAUAAUGUUCUCUCAUAUUCACCACCAUUUUUAAAGUAUGCUGGAUUUAAAUGUACUGAAUGGGUUAAUUUUGUUACUACAGUGAGUAUACAGGUAGUGCGAAAACACACCCAAAAUAUUUUUAGAAACUAUUCCUAGUGGAAAUUGGAGUAGAAAAUGUAUAAACCAAUAACAGCAUAAUUCAGUUCCAAGGUUGAUUGAUAUUCACCCUUGAAAAUCAGUCUUCGAAUUAGUAUUCGUGCAAAAUAGGGAAAACUUUUUAAAUUAAAUUACAAUUCCGGGGAUUAUGUUUAAUGCUACAAAGUUUUUCAUUCUUCUAACAAUCUUUCAAUAAAAAACCAAAAAAUCCCUCAACUUCUCCUGAGAUUCUAACAAUAUAUUGCAUCACUGUAUAAUGAAUGACAACUUAAGUAACUGGCUUGAAUGUGUUUCCUUGCAGAUAUGGCAGUGAACAUAAAACGCAUUGGACAUCCCACACACCUCGGGGAGGGACCGCAAUGGAGUCCUGAGGAACAAGUGCUGUAUUACACUGACAUCCUCGAGUCGAGUAUUUUCAGAUACGACCCAAAGACCAACACUGAAACUUCAAUUAAACUUGGUGGUGGUAAUUUGUCAAUAGUAAUUCCUGUUGAAGGGAAGAAAAAUCAGUUUGUCAUAACGCUGGAAAGAAACAUUGCUGUGUUGACUUGGGAUGGCAAUAGCCCCAAACCUGAGAAACUGGAAAUCAUCAGCUCUGUGGAAAAGCUGGAGACGAAGUGCCCGACAACGAACUUCAACGACGGGAAGGCAGAUCCGGUGGGCAGAUUGUGGGCAGGCACGCUGGAGAAAGGAGGCUACUCCCACAAAACUAUUCCUGAACAAUGUGCUUUGUACAAUUUCUCCAAAGAUGGUACCCCGACCCUAAAAGUUUCCGGCAUUACUCUUUCCAAUGGGAUGGCAUGGUCCAGCGAUAAGAAGACAAUGUACUAUACAGACACUCCAACUUUCAAAAUAUUCGCCUUCGAUUAUGACGCUCCUACUGGAAAUAUCACAAAUCGUCGAGUGGUAUUUGACAUGUACAAGGACUUCCUAACUGAGGGUCCCGAUGGAAAGACAGUUGGCCCUGAUGGAAUGACAAUCGACAGUGAAGACAAAUUAUGGCUUGCCACCUUUGGAUCUAGUAAGGUGUUAAGAAUUGAUCCUGCAACUGGUAAAGUGAUAUCCACUGUGACUGUGCCUUCGCCUGAAGUGACAUCUGUUGCAUUUGGAGGCAAAAACCUGGACGAACUGUACGUCACCUCUGCAAAUAUAUUAAACGAUACAGAACUAACAAAAAAGUACCCAGAUGCAGGAUAUACUUUCCGUGUCACUGGACUCGGAGUAAAAGGUCUCCCUGCUAAGAACGUGAUUCUUUCUCGUUAAACACACAAAUUUUAUUUUAUUUUAUUUUUUGUUCGUUUAGUUUCUUACACAUACUUUAUAGACAGAGCUUGGUGACAAAUAUGUAUCAAUGAAAUAUAAUUUGAAACAAAAUUUUUUUUUUUAAAUAAAUAUUGUAUGUGGUUUUUGUAAAAUAAAAAUGUUGACAGUAAAAAGAUGUCUUUUAAUUUCCUAAAUUAAAUAUUGAUGAAAAAAUAUCAAUUUUUUUAAUUUUUAUUUUGAGCAUGUAACAGGCAGAAGUGCUGGCAAGAAUUUGUAGCUUGCAAAAUUUUUUGCUAGCUCUGCAUUAUUAAAGUUCCCGGAAAAGACAUGACUAUUACUGGUGCUGAGCCUAAAUAUAAUGUUGUUUAAAAGAAAAAACCUAGCUACUAUCACAUAACAAGUCAAUGAGUUUUAUGGUCCUCCGAGUAUAAUUUGUUUAGAUUUACUUAGAAAUGAACUAAAAUUUAUAUGGCUAAAAUCUCAAGCCAAACAAGUGUCAAAAGUCGGUGAACCUUUUUUUUAUUACAAUAACCAGCAUCUUCACUCUUAAGUAUGAAAACUGGCUUAUCAAUGGCUUAUAUCAAAUCUUCAAGAUAUAUUUUUAUCAUAUUGCUACAUAAGAACUUUGUCAAAGUUAUUAAAAAUGACAAAUACUACUACAACCAUUUCUAAGUCCCACUUAAUAUCAUGUAGGUUAUCAUUCAGAGUAUUUUUUAUCUAACUGCUAUAAAUAUAAACUCAGCUUAUACAUGAGUUGUUUGUCAUUAAUGAAAAAAAUCAACAAGGUACUUAAUUCCAUAAAUGUAUUACAACAUAUCCAACAAUAUUCUUAGCAAGUCAAAUAGUGGUAGCGUACGACAAUAUUUACAUCAUAACAAAUAUACUUGAGGCUUUUUGAUCAAAAAAAUGUGUUCAAGUACAAAUUGAACAAAACAACCAAUGGAAAUGUAUAGUAUAUAUUUUUGAAUUCUUACACAUAAAAAGACUAACAUCCUAUUCAAUCACAAAUUUUAACAUGAUUCCCCUCUUUUUUAGAAUAGUAGCAUCAUUAAAACAGAUCAGGGAAGUGUUCCGAUUAGCACCCACUGUAUGAAAAAAUUUAACAUAAUUUUAGCCUGAUUUCCUUAGGGGGGGAAAAAUGCAACUUUCUUGUAUGCAUGUAUUUCUUUCUCUUCCCCUGCCCCAAACUCCAACAAACUCUUCUCAAUCAACACGAGUUGGCAUUUUAGGCUUUCAAAAUAAUUUCCAAUAAAAAAUUAUUGGUAAAGUUGAUUGGCAUACCCUAACGUCAUAAAUUAUGUAAUCAGCAGUAAUCAUCAGUUUCUCGGUAGAACUGGAGAGAACUAAGUCUUAACAUAGGCUGAUCACAUUAAUUGUAUAAACUAUAUGUUGUUGACGGAGGUUUGGUUGCUUUUCUUUCUAAAAAAUAAAAAAAUAAAUAAAAAAUAUCUCAAGCUAUUAAUGUCUUCAUUGCUUAUACAUGCAUUAUGAAACUUUAAGUAGUUUUUAACCUUUAAUAUUUUCUUAUCUGGCAGAUAGGUUACUGUUCUAAAUCAUCAGUACACUAGACCAAACAAAUAACUAGGCCUACAUCUUGUUUUAUUUACAAUGUGAGAGAAAAUUUUAGUCUUAAUGACAAAACCUCAAUUCCGUGUUGAAACACUACCAUUAGCUAGUUUCUGAUGACACUAACCAGGGUUCAUGGUUCAAAACCCACGGUGAGACUGGUUGUGAACGUGAUGAAUUGUAGAGUCCAGAGGGCUCCAACCUAACUCAUGGCUUACCAGAGAUAUCUGUGGGUGGUAGAUCGCAAACCUCAUUGUGAUUGACAUGGGAGGUAUAGAAUUAAAAAGGAAACAGAAUUAGGUUUUUACCUUGAAUAGUAGGCUGUAGGGCAUGCCUUUCAGUAGAUGGUGCAAUGAAUCGUAUUGUAACAGGGUUGUAUUCAUCAGUAUGAGUGAAGUAUGGAGUUUACAAUGAUCUUGGGUUGUCUUCAGCAAUGUUUUAGUAUGAAAGAUGCAUUCUAGUAUAUUACAGAAACAACCUCAACAGCAGACUACUCAAGCGGUUUCUUAAGUGGAAACAUUACAGUGGUAGCUGUGGAUAAUGCAUCACUGCAUCACAUAAUAUAACAAGGUAAAUAAGUUAUUGCUGGUUUUAAAUGUAGCUAACCUAACUUACCCAACCAUCCAUAUGAUUUUAAAGUAUUUCAGAACGAUACCAGAGCCUCCAUUUUUAAAAAUCAAAGUUCCAAAAAACAACAAACUCUCAAAUCUCUAACAGAAUUGUGAUUCCGCCAGCAAGGGAGAUAGCAGAAUAAUUCAGACAAUUUUUAACAUCAUUCUAAUAUUUAAUUCAGCUAGCAAGUGUUAAAUAAUAGAUUUUAGCAAAUAUCUAUCAGAAUCAAGUUGCUCCGUUAGUUUCAUUAUGAUAAGACAGCUAAAUGUCUAUUCUUGAAACGGCUAUGAAAGCUAUCGGAAUCAGCAUUGUCAGGUUGACGAAAAGUCUCUAUAAGUAUGGCAAUGUUGUUUUUUAAGUUAACGUCCAAUGACAAUCAGGGAAGGACCAUUUCUAAUGAAAGUGUAUUAAUUGUUUUCAUUAUGUUCAUCUUUUUUCUUUAGUUGAUGGACAAGGAAGUUAUGUGUAAAUACUGUUACGACGAAAACGCCUGAGACCAGAUCCCGAUGUCAGAUUCAGAGCUGGCUGGCAGGCACUGGCAUCACACGCCGUGUCACGUGCCGCCCACUGACGUAAGGCAUGCCUUGCACGCCUGGCCGGAUUACAAGGGUUGUCGCUACCACCCUCCCCCCACUGCAUCGCGUAUCAUCCUUCCUCGGCAUUGUUAUUUAUCACUGAGCUGCUUUGGAAUUCUGCGGGCCGCCAUACAGAGUGGCACGAAUAAACACUGUCUUUAGGAUGUUUCUGGCCUAGGAUGAUGCCACUCAACACAGCCGCUCUCGUCGGUUCGAGAAGGGCACCCCAGGUACUUAAGCAUCGACACCCGCCCAGUUCUCCUUAUAAAGGUUGUAACAAUAAAUAAGUAGUAAUUAAAAAUGAGUGUAAAAUUAUGCCAGCGAAACUGAAAAUUCUAUGACUUAUAUGAAAAAAAAAAAUAUUUUAGGCAGGAAACAAAAAUUUGUAAUAUAACUCAACUGUAAACUAUUUCUAGUUGGAAAAAGUACUACAAAAACACAAAUAUUUAUGAAAAUUCUAACAGAUUUAUAUAUAUUUUUUUCUUUUAGAAUUUAAUAAAAUUCUUAUCACU